GGUACCUAUUUGAAUGGGAGGUAGGUAAAUUAAACAAUUUAUACGUAAAAUGACAUAUUGACAUGUUUAUUUAACUAUUCGUGUGUGCGUGUAUGUUUGUGUGUGUGUGUGUGUGUGUUUACGUACCGUGUUUGUUAAGUUUCUUAUACAAAAAUAAAUAAUUAUUUUUCGUGAAAAUAUAUACCAGUAGUACAUUACUUACCGUAAAAUGAUAAUAACGAGCUUAAUACACCUAUGUGUAUUUAGUAGGUACCUAUCUAUUAGUAUUCAAUGUACUACGCGCUAUGAAAUUCAAAAUUAAAUUAGGUAAUUCGGUAAAGUUGGCAUUGGAUGUAAUGGACAUUUACUUCUUUUAGAAUCUAAUAUCUAGUUUAUUAUCAUUUAGCAAUAUAUUGCUUCAACGAACGUAUUUUAUAUUUUAAGGUGAAUUACAUCGUGAUAAAGUAAUAGUAACUAGUAAUCAUGUUUUCGUUUUCAAAAAUUUUUGAUCGUACAUCAAUUGAUUUCAAUUUCGUACAUUAUGUUUUUGUAAAUAAUUUUAACAUUUAGUACAUUGAUUAUCUUAGAUUAAUGAUAAAUAUUUAACGAAAUAAUUUGAGGUUCUAAAUCUAUUAUUUUAAUGGAGGAUUCACUACAGUCAUAAAAUUAUUAAUUGUACAUAAAUCAUACAUUCAAAAUGACAGAGGAAGUGCAUAGUAAACUUGAUCAAGUUAUUAGUAUCGAUUCUAAUACCUUGCUUGAAAAGUUAAAUCAUUAUUUCCAUCAUUCGACCUUUAAAAGUGAUCUACAAAAGAAUGCUAUUAUUACAAUAUUAAAACGUAAGUGUUUUGUAAGUUUAUUAUUUGUUAUCAUUUUGAUCGUAAAUGUUUUUAAGGACAAGUUGAUGUAUUUGUGUCGAUGCCGACUGGAUCUGGAAAGUCAUUAUGUUAUCAACUACCUGCGAUACUCUAUUCACCUAAAAUUACAAUAGUUUUUUCUCCUCUUAUAGCUUUAAUGAAGGUACAUAUUUAUUGGUUUUAUAGAAUAUUCAAUUGAUAUAAAAUAAUAUAAUAUUUAAUUUAUGUAGGAUCAAGUUGAUCAUUUAAUGCGCUUAAAAAUACGUGCUGAAACUAUUAAUUCAAAAAUGACUGUUUCCGAUCGAAAACGCGUUCUUAAUGACUUAUAUUCAGUCCAAGUAACUACUUCUUUACUGUAUGUUACCCCUGAGCAAGCUGCGACUGAUUUCUUCAAGGUCUGGUAUUGGAUAUAUGUUAUGUAUAAGUCACAAUAGUUUUAUUAAAUUCAAAUUUGUACAAUUUUAUUUUCAGAAUUUAUUAUCUUAUCUAGUACGCAAAAAUAAAUUGGCAUACAUAGUAGUAGAUGAGGCACACUGUGUAAGUCAAUGGGGUCAUGAUUUUAGGCCUGAUUAUUUGAGCCUGGGCUCACUCAGAAAACUUUAUUAUCAAAUUCCUUGGAUUGCUCUUACAGCUACAGCUAGUGCCGAUGUAUACCAUAAAUAAAUACACAAACAUAUUGGUAUGACUAUUCUUAAUUAUGUAUUUUAUUUUUUAUAUAUUUAGGUAGUCAAAGAUAUAAUGACCACAUUAUGCUUAAAAACUCCAGUUUCAAAGUUUUCCACGCCAUGUUUUAGAGCGAAUCUAUUUUACGAUGUUAUAUUUGACGAUACCAUUGGAAAUUCAUACCAACACUUAAAAGAGUUUAUUGAUCUAUGUUUAUGUGAUGAUAUUAAUUGUUUAAAAAAUGAGGCGAACAUAAAUCCAGUAAAUAUUUUUAAAAUUUAUUUAUUAAAAUAUUGUUAAUUUCUUAAAUUUGUUUAGUCGAAACAACCAUGUGGAAUAAUUUAUUGUAGAACAAGAGAUUUAACAGAAGAAAUAGCUACAGUUCUUAGUCGUAGAGGUGUUUCAGUUGCACCUUAUCACGCUGGUAACAUUUUAUACAAAUUAUAUAUUUUAUUAAAAAAAUCAAAAUACUAUUGUAAUUUAAAAUAGGGUUAAAAGACAAAGAAAGAUUAGCUGUGCAAGAAGCAUUUAUGAGUGGGCACAUUCAAGUAAUUACAGCAACUGUAAGUUUUGGAAUGGGAAUUGAUAAAUCAACAGUAAGAUUUGUUGUACAUUGGGGCAUGCCAUCUAGUAUUCCGGCAUAUUAUCAAGAGUCUGGUCGAGCUGGAAGAGAUGGUGAACUGGCUCGAUGUCGAAUUUACCAUUCAAAAAAAGAAAAAAAUUCAUUAGAUUUUAUUUUGAAAUCAGCAAUCACUCAAGCUAAAACACAAGAUAAACAAAAAAAAGCUAAAUCGUCUUAUCAAAUGUUUCUAAAAAUGAUUCAGUACUGUGAAAGUGUACUGUAUGUUGAAAAUUUAAAAUAAAAUAAUUAUUUAUACAUUUUAUUUUUGAAAUUUUUGUUUGUUAAUAGGUGUAGACAUGGGUUUUUUGCUGAUUAUUUUGGAGAUACAAAACCUGAGUGCAUUGAUAAAUGUGAUGUCUGCUCAAAUAAAGAGGGAGUAAAAUUGGAUUUGGAUGUUUUUAUUUACGGAAUAAAUAGUCGAGGUCACACAAUUGCAUCAAAUGACCAAUUAGUUUCUAGUGAAUAUUAUGGAGGAGGAAAAAAAGCUAUACAAGAGUAUUUAUAACAAUAGCUAAUUAUAGUUUUGAAAUUAGGUUAAUAGUAAAUAGAAUAAUAUUAUUUAUUUAUUUAGGGACAGUGAAGAAUAUGCACGUGAGGGUGAUCGAGAAACUAAUUCAAAGAAUUUAGAAUUAGAAUUGGAAAUAAAACGCCAAUUUGAAAUAAGACGAGCUAAUAUACAAAAUAUUAUAAAAGAAAAUGAUGAAUUGGUACAAAAUUCAAAGGUCAGGGCAGCUGCAUCUACAAUUAAAAAAGUCAAUGGUUUACAGCUAUCAGUAAGAUUUAAUAUCAAUUAUAUUACAGUACAUAAAUAUAAUAUUUUAAGAUUAUUGCAUUACAUUUUAAUAUAAAAUUUUGAUUGUUGAUUACCAGAUUGAAAAGUAUUAUAUAGAAGAUUAAUAGAAAUAUUAUUCAUUACAAUUAUAUGUUAUAAGUAUUUCAAAUUUAAAUUCUAACACAAUUUGUAAAUUAUAGGUAGGUUUUUAUACUAAUAAUGGGAUUCUGUAAUAAUAAUAAUAUUAGUUCAGUAUUGUAAUCAGAGUUCGGCACAAAUAUUAUUUAAAAUAAAUGAAAGUGUUUAAAAAAAAUUUCAAUUGGUUGGGUUCACUAACUACUAUGCAUAAAAAAUAUAUAAUAUUUACUCGAGGAGGUUGACCGUCAUAAUUAUCAUGAAAAAAAAAUAAAAAAAGUGGUCAAUACUAUUCGCCACCAUGCUUCAGAAUUGAAAAAAGCAAAAAUACUAAUUAGUAAGGCCAAUAUUUGUAUGCAUUUGCAUAUUUUUAUUGGUUGGUCAAAAUAAUAGUUAGUUAAUACCAAAAUGUGUUUCACGACUUAACGAGUCCAUGUAUACAAUUUUUUUUUUUUUUUUGCAUAUUAUGGUUUUUAGAAUUUUUAGGGUAUAUUGUAGGAUUUUGUCGGUUGUAGAGCAUAUUUAGGAUUUUGUAAUUUUAUAAAACAUUUUCAAUUCAAUGAAUAAACACAAAAUAAUUGUUCAAGAUUUAUAAAUAUCAGCAUUCAUCAGCAAUGUCUUUUUAUUUAUUUAUCAUACUUAUGUAUGAAUUUGAUUUUAUUAGAGUCAUCAAUUAUGGUUUAUACUAGCAUUGUGUUAAAUCAAUUUUUUUUUGUUAAUUUGUAUGACUUAACUGCAUACGUAUUUAAUAGGUUUGUAUUGUACUUAUAUAUUUGUGACUCGGAAGAAUUUUUCCUUUAAACUUGAAUUAAUUAAAAAAAAAUGAGCUGAUUAUAUUGCUGGUGGUUGCAUUACUGUUGUUGGUGAGAUGUUGGGAAGGUAGGAUGUAACAUUUGCGAUUUUCUUUAAUAUUUGAUCUUAAAACAAUUAUCAAACAAAAAUUACUACAUUAUACUCUACUUUUCUUUUUUGACCAUCAAGUACAUCUUAUAAUACACCUAUUAAAUUUUCAUGCAUGUCUGGUUGGUCUAAAAAUUAUAUUCGCAUAGUAACUACCCAAUAAAAAAUACAUAAAAAAACGUGCAAAUAUAAAAUGCCUAUAAAUUGCUCAAAUCUCUCCUAAUAUUUUAAAUUGUAUUACAACCAAAAAACAAAAUUGAAAAUAACAAAAAAGUUGUUUCCUUAUUUUUUCCAUUUUGCUCAAUCAUCAAAAAAACUGCACGGAAAAUCAUAAAACAAGUUACUUACUCACUAACUAGAUUAAAAAUUUAACAAAAAAAAGUCUCUUGACAUUUUUUGAUUAGAGCAUUAUAUUUGGUAUAUAAAAAUGUAAAAUAAUGAAAUCAACCGCCAUAAAUUUGUUUGUACUCACUUUUCAUCUUUUUUUCAGUUUUUCACAAUUAUGAGAACCCAUUGAAAAAUCAAAAAAUAAUCUUUUAAAUGCACUAAUUAUAUUAAAUUGCUAGUGUUGGACAACGAUAUUGAUAAUUCAAUACAAUUUCAAUAUCGUGGUUAUUUUCUUAACAAUUUCGAUACCAAUAUUGCGAUGAUUGAAUGGGGCUUUGAACAAUAAAGUUGACGGACAGAUAAAACCGAUAAUAGCAUAGCAUGACAAUUGCAUUUAUAAUCAUUAGAAUCUAAUUGCAUGUGUAUUAUGUAUUUAUAUUUCAAAUCAAAUCCAAAUAACAAAACUUAUAUGGAAUAGUUGCUUGAAAAAGAAAAUUUGUAAACUGAAAAAUACAUAUUUCUAUUAUUUCUAAUAAUUUUAAUUACAUUAUACAAAAGAAAAAAAAACAUUUUUAAAUAGUUUUGUUUUAUUUAGGUAAGAGAAGAAUUAUUAAGGUUCAUAGAAGAGCAUUUGGCGAAAAAUAUUGAGGCAUGCUCUCUAUUUGAUUCAUUAUCAGAAAUUACUAAUGAAGACCUUCAUAAUAUUGCAGUUGACUUGGAAUAUGAAGCGUUUACUAGUUCAAAAGUUGUAGCAAUCUACCGAAAGAAAAUUGCUAAAACAGUAAGUAUUAAUACAAUUAUUAAUAAUAAAAAAAGACAGACCUACUUUACAUGUGAGUGCAGUCACUGUUGUUAGUGGGAAGUUGGGAAGGUAGGAUACAGACGGGAAUUUAAUGUACAUCUGUAAGUAACGAUAAACCAUUGCUAACAAAAAAACGAUUCUAAGCAGUGUUCAGUUGGUAGUGUUGCUUUGUCAACAGUAUAUAUAAUGUCAUAUUAUGGUAAAAUAAUUACAUUACAUUUACUUUAAUAUUGCACCUAUUUUCCUAUUUCUUCAAUGUUUUUUUCAGUUUUUCAUGAGUUUAUUAAGUAAACUUAUAAUAAAAUAAAAUAAUCAUAAUAAAAUUAUCAUUAUAAAACCAUAAGCUUAGUGAAGAGCUCCAUUCUGAAUCUAAAAUCACCAAUUUUGUUAUUUGGAAAACAAGUAUUUUCUUCAAACUCACUAACCUUCUAUAUUUUAUUAAAGUUUAAAGUUUGAAGUUUGUUAACAUUGUAUCUUGAAUCUAAAUUUUUUUUGAUUUACAUGUUUUAUUUUAUUAACAUAUUUGGGAUGAAUGUCACGAAAUGCAAUAUUAUUCACACACAAAAAAAAAAUUGUAACUUACCUAACAAUAAAGUUUUGAAUUUACAAAAAAUAACAGAAUAACAUGUCUCAAGAAAAUUUUAUUGUGAAUACAGAUGUUCAAAUAGAAUAUUGUAUUACACCCUAAAAAAUAGUUAUUCUAUUUGGACAGCUCAUCUUGAAUAUAUUAUAGCUAUUUUAUCAACACAUAUUUUAUCUAAACCUAUAGUUUUAAAUUUGGUAUCAUUGUAAGUAGGUGUAAGCUGAAUACAAUUUAAAUUAUAUGGGUUUAUGAAUUAAUUUUAGUUAUAAUUUGUUUUAUAACAACAAUUAUACAUAAUAGUAAUUAUUUUAAUUUGGCAUUUCGUAUUUCUUCAUUAUGAGAUUUUUUGUUUUUAAUUUUUUUUAUAAUAAUUUAUUAUCUAUAAACUAAUAAAAAUGUUUGUCUAGCACCAUUUUAUUAAAAAUCAUAAUGUAUAAAUUAAAAAUAAAUUAAUAACUAAGAAUUUUUUUUUAUAUAAAUGAUUAAAACUUACAUAAUUGAGUUGAAGUUUGUAGUUCAAAUUUAAAGUUUAAGAAAUUCAAUAUUUGAUUCAUACCUACCUAAGAAAAACUUUAAUACUGUUCUGCUAAAUUACUAAUUUUAGUAAUUUCUACAUAAAAGCCCAUAGUUUAGGAAUGUAAUAAGGAUUACAAUUUAGUGAGUCUAAGGUAUAAACAAAUUAAAUCAAUUUAUUACUAAAGAUAGAACCUUUUAACGCUUUUAGUGUUAAGAAAAUAAUUUAUUUUGUUUUAUAAAAAUUUGUAUUGUAUAAUUAUUAAGCAUUACUUUAUAAAAAUAAAUAAAUAAAAAGUUAUUUUUAAAUAGGGGUUUUUAGACCAUUAGGGCCCUAUAAGUUGCAAUCAUGGAUCACACAUUGUAUGUUCAUUUACUUGUGUAGAUAAUAAUAAAUUGAGUAAUUUUAAAUUUAUAUAUAGUACAUAAAUGAUAUUAUGUAGAAUUUAAGAAGUAUCAAGGAAAAAUAAAUAUAGAAUAUUUUAAAUAUCUAUUAGUUUGCAAAAGUGUGUUUGUUUGUCUUUCUUUUUAUGUCAUAUCAGAGCAAGGGAUCAACGGGAUUUUUUGCAUAAGAAUAUUUGGAUGAUUGGGAAGUGAUAAAGAUUACUUUUCAUCUUGUAAAACAUAUGCACACAGGAAAAUUCUUUGUCCUUAGUGUAAAAUAAAUUAAUAUUGAAUACUAAACUUUGUUACGAUAGACAAACAGUGUUAUGUGAUUUUUUUACAUAGCAAUAGUAUGUGAUUUUUUUUUUAAUGCUGAAAAAAAUAUCUGAGGAAAAUUUUUAGUAGAUGAAUUUUAGUUUUCUUUACUUGUGACUUUAUAACCAUAUAUAUUAAAAAUAAGAAUAGGCCACUCAGUGGUACUCGUGUAUUUUAGAUUAUGAGUGGAGUGAUAAAGCUUAUGGUUUUACUAAGUUUUUUUUUAUGUAUAUAUAUAUGUAUGUGCACAACUUUUCCACCGGAAGACUUGCUUGGAAUUCUAUGUGUAGCACCUUUUCUGAAAAGAAAUCGGCGUGGGGAAGCACUUUAGGUAAGGAGGUAAUUUUUCGAUUUCUCAUAACAUGUAUUUACAAAAUGUAAUAAAUAUUAUCUUACAAUUUUUUUUUUCUUUGGACAACUUUUCUACCAAAAAUUUUGUUCCAACUUUUAUUGAUAGCCUUGAUUCUGAAAGGAAAUUUCUCUAGAGAGGUAAUUUAGAGAGGUAACUUUUUGAUUUUCCCAAGAAUUUUCCCAGUAAAUGUGAAAAACCAGGAUAAAAUGUAGGAAAACUGGGAAAAUUGAUACAACAUUAAACAAAUUUUAUUAAAGAAAAUACAUAAAACCUAUUUAAUUAUUUUACUACAAAAUGACAUAUAUAUUGUUGACAAAGCAUCACUAUCAACUGAACUCCACUCAGAAUUGUAUUUUCGUAAGCAAAGGUUUAUCGUUGCCCCCCCCCCUUCUACCGGACCUGGUGUAUCUAGGAGAUGAGAGUGGUUGGGCUCAAUAUUAUGGAUCCCUAUUUUACUCAUAGAUAAUUCUUUGUUGCUUGCUCCAGUGUUAGUUUUGUAAAAUACUUAUAUGUUUAUUAUCCUGAUAAAAAAAAAUAACAAUAUUAUUUACCAUAAAAUAUUAUAACUUAAGUAAAAGUAAAUAUAGUAUUUAUUUGUGUAGUAAAUGUAUAUAAAAAAAAAAUAAUGGUCAGGGAAAGUUUGGUAAUAUAAUGGUUAUAAUUAAUAGCUAUAAUGUUAUGUUGUAAGUCAAAUUGUAUAUUUGUUAUUUUUGAAACUGCUGAUCUGAUUCUGAAAAUUAUUUCAUCAAUAAAAAGUUAUAUUUUUCCCAAGUAACAGACUAUUUAAAUUUUUUUUUUUUAGUACUUUGGUAGGAAAAUUAGUUUCUUUAAUUAAAAAGUAAACAAAACAUUUUUUUUUUUUUGCUUAGUUGGGUAUAGUUUUAAUUUAAUUACAAAUUGUAAUUUAAUUAAUUUGAUCACUGAAUUCAUAAACUUUGAUAUAAAAUGAACUAGUGAUAAUUAUUGACAAUAAUAAUCACUAUAUUUAUGAGUUUUAUAAAUAAUUUUGUAUUCAAUAAUUUAUUAUUUAUUUCAGGUUUCACUUAUUAAAGCAGCUUCAAUAGCAUCAAAUGUUUUUGAUGGAAUAAAAAAUUAUACAAGGCCAGUUCAAGAAGAACCUAAAGAAAACCCAACUAAAACUAUAGAAUUACCCCCUAUAGUUACAGCUUCAGAUCUUAUUCAAGCUCAAGUAAAUAAUAAAAUACCAGAGCCGAAAAUCAAAAGAGGAAUUAAACGAGAUCAUUUAACUCAGCAAUCCAUGACAUCAUUUAUAACUACUAAUCAACCAAUUAUAGAAAAUGAAGAAUGUGUUACAAAAAAACCAAAAAUAGAGAAUACUGAUAGUGAUAUGGAAAUAUCAUCGGAUGAUGAUGUGCAGAUUAUUGAAGAUGUAACUGUAGAAGGCUCCCAAAAUAAUUGUCAACCAAUAAUAAUAGAAGAAUCACCUACUCAAGAGAAAACAAAUAAUGUUAAUGAAGCUUUUUAUCAUCAAACUACAUCUGCUAAUGUACAAAGGCCCAACAUUGGAAUAGCAUCCAGUCUAUUUCAAAAUAAUUAUGAAACUUAUAAUUCUACAUAUGAUCCAUCAUCUAAAGAUUUGAUAAAGGUUAAAAGUGAUUAUGCUAUAAAUAAUAUACCACAUACUAAUAUGGACAGGCAACUUAAUCUUGCAUCUAAUAACACGUGCACAAAUAGUUUAAAAAAUGUUAAAGAUCAAGAAAAUGACCCAUCAUACCUUCACCAUAAACAUCAAUCAAAGGAAAAAGAUGUUAAUGAUAUUUUUAAUGAAUUAACGGCAAUUUUGGAAACUAAUUCUGAAAAUGAAAAUAAUAAGACUAAAAAACAAAAUGAACUUUCUCUAAGUCAAAAGCAAAAGGAUCUAAAACAACCAUCAGUUGAACAUAGAUCACAACAAAAUAUUGAAGUACCUUCAUCCAAGUGUAGUAUGAAUAACCUUUUUGGCGAUGACAGUGAGGAUGAGAGUAAAAUAUUAGUGGGGGAUGUUAAAAAGAAGUCCUUAGGUGUCAGACUUGGUAUACCAUCAAAAACUAAAACAAAAUCUCAAGAACCAGUAAAAAUAAAUAAAUAUAAGACUGAAGAUCCCAAUACCAAACAGAAAAAAUUUGAAUUGUCGGAACUAGUUGUAAAUUUAUUAAAUCCUCACUACAAAAAUAAUGUAUUUAAGACUAAAGAACUAUUUAAGUUCAUGGCUAGAGAAAUUGUUCACAAACUAUUGGAGUCUAAUAGUUAUCCAGGUAAAUAAUUAUAUUUUAUGUAAGAGUCAAAUUUACAAAUAAUUAUAUUUUUUAAAACAAAUUUGAAUUAAAAUUUUAGUUUUAAAUUUGAUCUGAUUUUUUAACAUUAUAAAAUAUUUUUUAAAGUGUUUUGUAUUUUAAAUUCUUUAUCUAAAAUCUAUUGAAUAAAACUUAAAGCGUUUUCAAUUGAAAGAAGUGUAUAAGGUCUUUAUCAUUGUAUAAUAUUAAGAAGUUGUUCUAUUGAAGUUAUAAAUAUAAAUAUAGUAAUUGAAGUAAAAUUGUUGAUAAUUAAAAGAUCUGAUUGCUCACUAUUUAUGACUCGGUUGAUAAAACUUAAAGUUUUUUUAAAUUUAAAGGUUUGUUAACCUUUAAAUGUAUGUAUGUAUGUAGUCAAAGAUAAUUUGUAUUGUUUUUAGAUUUUCACAUUUAAAAACUUUUAAUUUAAAUAGUAAUAAUAUAAUUUUUGUUUAGCAAAAAAAAAAAAAAUGUAUAUAUUUUUAAACCAAUUUUAGAUUCUGAGUGUAACUGAGAUUCUAUUAAUUUUAAUAAGGUCUUUGUGUGUGUAUGUGUGUGUGAUGGUUUUUUGAAGAAGACUUAUUAAAACUGCUACAAUUUUUUAUUUUAUUGUUUAAAAGUUGCAGAUUUUUAUCUGAUGGUAUUUUAUUUAAAACAUUUUAUUCAUUAUUCCCAACUUAUUAUUUAUAUUUUUUUUUCCGAUAGGGUCCCUAAUAAGUUUAGAAUACUCUAUAUAAUAAAAUUAUGUAAAUUAUUGUUAAAAAUCUUAAUUAUUUGUUUUCAGAUGAGCAAAACAUCAAAUUGAUAAUCAGAAAAUUAUUUCCAAGGGAACACAAAUUAAAAAUUGAAUAUGAAGACCAAAUAUUGAAAUUAUUGAAAGCAAUUCCUUAAUAUUUUGUGUUUAAUUUUUUUUUAUGAACUGUUAUAAUUUAUUUUGUUGAAUAAUGUUUGUUCCUUAUAAUUUUAUAUUUUACUUCGCAAGUGUUACCAGAUUUACUGCAUACACUUUGGUAAGUAUUUUUUUUUACAUAUUUUUUAACUUUUGUUUGUUUUUUAAAAAAUUUAUUAUAGUUUUAAAUUUAUAAUUAUUAUUUUUUAUUGGAAAGUCAACUCAUCUAAACCAUUAUAACUUUUUAAACAUUUCUAGUAAAAUAAGUACAUUUAAUUUAAAUAUUAUGUAUGUUACGCAACUUUAAAAAGUUUAAAUAGUUCAUACUUAAUAUUAUAUUAUCAAUGAUUAUAUAUAAAAAUGUAGCCAUCACCUAUAUAAAAUAGAAUCAUACAUCUAGAUUAGUCAUCUAAACAAUUUUUAAAUUUGGUGGAACUUAAAUGUUAACUUUUCAAUGGAUAUUCACUUGAAGUGAAUAAUGGUUAAUGGAUUUUAACCAUUUAGACUUCCAAUUUGUGAUUACAGUGUUUAACAGAUGGUGUGUAUAGGACCAGUGCAAAUCCAGUAUUGUGUGUGUAUGUUCUGAAUAUCAAUAAUUAGAAUAGGAUUAUAGGACCUGAAGUGUGGAAAUCAAAGCCAAUAGACAAAGUAUUACUUGAAUAACCAUGAUUUCAUUUGACUUUCUCAUUUUUCUUUAACAUAAUUUGUUUAAAUAUAUUCAAUGAAUUUGAUGUCCUCAAAAACUUCCAAAAUGUCUCAUGCAGCCCUUUUAAAAUGUGACCUUCGUAGGUAGUUGUUAAAUGUGGACAUAAAACUUUUGUUAAGUUUUUUUUUUAUUUUUAAUAUAAUUCAUAACCAUUUUAUAUUUAAAAAUGACUAAAAAAAUUGAAUCCUUAUCUCAAGUUGUGCAUUGCCUUAGAUAUAUCAUUGAAAUAGAAAUGGAUUUAUUUUAUAAAUAAUGUCAAAAGACUGGAUUAUGGAUUUUUAUAUAUAUUAAUUGUAUAUAAUAAUUGCCAAAUUAUGAUAUUUGAUAAAUAUUUACCAAUAUCAAUGACUUUCACAAUUUAAAACCUAGAUCAAUUGCCAGAAAUGUAUAAUAGUAAUUUUUUAGAGGUGCUGCAAAAAUGUUUGAUUCGUUCAUUUAAUUGCCAAAUUGGCUGACUAAUAUUAAAAACAGUCAAUUUAGCUGACUCCAGUAAAUUAAUUGAUACAAGAAUAACCUCCCCCCCGUCAUCUAAUUUUUUAAACUUUGUAAUCCCUAAGUUCUGAUUAUAAAUUCUUAAUUAAUAAAUUAAUGAUAUUAAUAUUAACUAAAAAAUUGUUGAAAGACUAAACUAGAUUUUUUCCUAAAUAGGUAGUUUGACAUUUUAUAUAUUGAUUACAGAAUAAUUUAUUCUAUAAUAGAUGGGUACUCAUUAAUACUGUUAUUGAUUAUACAUAGUAUAGAUGCACCACUCAGUAGAAAAAUAUCAAAACACUCUUAAUGGAUGUUGCAAUUUUUGUAUUUAUUUAUGUUGCUAAUAAUAGAAAAAUAAUUAGGCAAGAAGGUUAAAUUUUGUUGUUUAUUUUUUUUAUUUAUACAUUAAAUUGAAAAAUAAAAUGUGGUAGAAAAAACAGUUGUGAAAUUAUCAAUAACAUAAUUCUUAAAAGAAAAGGUUAGGUUAGUUUAUUAUAUCAUUGUCAUAAAUAUUUUUUACAUUUUUUUUUUUUUUGUAAUGAUGAUUUAACAUCAUUGUUGAACUUUGUUGAUUCUUGAGUUAUUUUUCUGUGUUUUAAGCAAUUUAAAUAUAUAAUAUAUAGUGAUUAUUAUAAUCCAUAUUAGAAUACUGCGAUCAAUUAGUAUUCAAUCCACGAAGAGUUUUCACUUUUUUCUUUUGAAUGGCCUAUCUUUACUAUAAUGUAUAAUUCAUGAUAAUAUGAACAAAAAUUGUGUCAGAUUUAAGUUUUUGUACAUCUUAAUUUUGUAUCAUUAUUAAGAAAACAAAAACAUGUAUACUUAAGUAAACUUUUUUUUUUUAGAUGUUAUAAUUUGACUGGUUGUUUGAUGUAUAAAAAAAUAUUAUAUGUUUUAUGUAUAUGUGUAUCUACUCAUUAAAAAAUAAUGACUACUGGCUACUCGGUCGUUAAUAAACAAGUUUUCUUAAUUUUAUUAAAUUAAUGGAUAUUUUUUUCAAUACUGCUUGUACAUAUUUAAUUUUAAGUUUUAUUUAAAUGUGUAUACAAAUUAUACAUUUAUAUAUAUACAAUUAUACUUAUGACUUUAAUUUUAAUUUAUACAAUUAAACACUUGUGACGUUCCAUAUUAUAAAAAAAAUUAUUAUAAAAUUAAAUUAUUAUUAAAUUUAGGAACAUCCGUGUACUGUGAAAAAAGUACAAAUUGUGCUCACAAAUAAACAUUCCUAGAGUAUAACAUUUCAUAUUUUUUUUGAUAUAUACUAAAUAUUGUAAUAAUAUUUCCAAUUGUAAUAUAUUUAUGUGUAUCAUUGUAACGUAAUAAUUACGUUUAUUUUAUAAACAUAAUAAAAAAAAAAGCUUACAAAAAC
This is a messenger RNA of Cinara cedri, 12906 nucleotides long. The record is from the annotation of a GenBank genome assembly. NCBI's taxonomy places the organism in Eukaryota, Metazoa, Arthropoda, Insecta, Hemiptera, Aphididae.